UAAGGUACCCAAACGGAAAAAAAGGAAGGCUCCUCUUUUCCUUUUCCUUAGCCCAAGAGGCAGAUGCAGAUAGAAUCAUAGAAAGGGGCAGAAUCGCACGAGGUCGGCAUUCUCAUCGUCUGAUUGUUUUUUCGGUCUUCUUCUAUUUCCACCGGCCACCGGCGCAGUGAUUCCUAUUUAACUAUAGCACGCGGCUCAUUUGCAAUGGAAAAAGGAGCACCGCCUAGCAUCUUUGUGAAUGAUGGGUCAUUCAUGGAAAGGUUCAAACAGCUUCAGCAAGAGAAAGAUAAAGAGAAACAGAAGGUUGCACCCGUUGAGGAUUCUAAACCAGUCAGAAUUAUAUCUGGGACUUCAAAUCCUAGGUUUUCUGUUAGUAAAAUUCCUGUUGGUUUUAAGGCCAACGAAUCCCAGAAGGUUACACACUUGGGAACAGGUGGGAAGCUCGCUUUCAGCUUGAAGCAAAAAUCGAAGCUCGUAGCACCCCCUGUCAAGCUAGGUACAGAUGAAGAUGAAGAUGAGGAUGAAGAUGGGGAGCAUGCUAAGAAUGUACAAGGCUUUGCAUCAGCGAAGCGGCAGAAGUUGGAUCAGAGGGACGUGCCUGAAAAAUCAUCCAAACAACCAGAUGUUGCACCUCCAUCGCCCAGCGAUCCUACAGUGAAGAAAGUAGCAGAUAAAUUAGCAAGCUUUGUUGCUAAGCAUGGAAGACCAUUUGAGCAUGUUACACGGCAAAAAAAUCCUGGGGAUACUCCUUUUAAAUUUCUUUUUGACGAGAGCUGUGCAGACUACAAGUACUAUGAGUACAGGCUUGCGGAGGAGGAAAAGGAUCUGUCACAAACAAAGGAAUCUCAGGUAUCUCGAAGUGGUGGCCAGCAAUCAUCUAAGGCAGCAGGGGCCUCACACAGACCAGCUCAGCAGCAAUCAGGUUAUCAGAUCCCUGCCUCAGCUCUAUAUGAGAUUCCUGAGGAGUCCGGAGCUUCUUCUACAAGAACUAGCAACAGUGGCUCAAGUAUAACAAAGGGUACAGACCCUAUAUCAAUGAUGGAGUUCUAUAUGAAGAAGGCUGCCGAAGAAGAGAAGGUGAGACAGCCUAAGCAAUCAAAAGAUGAAAUGCCCCCACCAGCUUCCCUGCAAGGUUCAUCUGCUACUGGAAAGAGAGGUCAUCAUAUGGGCGAUUAUAUCCCCCUAGAAGAGCUUGAGAAAUUUCUUGCGAAGUGUAACGAUACUGGUGCACAACAAGCUGCGAAGGAGGCAGCUGAAAAGGCUAAAAUCCAAGCAGAUAAUGUUGGGCAUAAGCUCCUGUCAAAAAUGGGAUGGAAAGAAGGUGAGGGUAUAGGGAGUUCCAGAAAGGGUAUGGCAGACCCUAUAAUGGCAGGCGAUGUGAAGACGAACAACUUGGGAGUCGGGGCUUCUGCUCCAGGAGAGGUUACGCCUGAUGAUGAUAUAUACGAGCAGUACAAGAAGCGAAUGAUGUUGGGUUACAAGUACAGGCCCAAUCCCCUGGGAAAUCCCAGGAAGGCGUAUUACUAGGAAGCACUCAGUGGCACAAUCAUGACCUAUUCCCCUGUCUAAAGCUGCUACUGAUGUUAAUUGAAGUGCUUGUUUGGACUGUUUUCUGGGAGAAAAAACUUGAGUGUUCGAACUUUUUACAGAGAUUAAUUAGCUGGCAAUUUGCCCAUAUGGUAGUAUGGAUGUUUGUUCUUAUUUGUUCUUAACGAGUUGGGGAAACUGCUUUAAGAAGCUGAUAUUUCUUCUCAA
Molecule: messenger RNA, 1755 nt
Organism: Tarenaya hassleriana
Lineage: Eukaryota; Viridiplantae; Streptophyta; Magnoliopsida; Brassicales; Cleomaceae
Product: SURP and G-patch domain-containing protein 1-like protein
Exons: 9
Coding region: 205-1527 (440 amino acids)
Biological process (GO): RNA processing
Cellular component (GO): nucleoplasm
Molecular function (GO): RNA binding
Source: RefSeq, a predicted model, not a curated record